Molecule: messenger RNA, 1884 nt
Organism: Morone saxatilis (striped sea-bass)
Lineage: Eukaryota; Metazoa; Chordata; Actinopteri; Moronidae
Gene: tbx20
Product: T-box transcription factor 20
Exons: 10
Coding region: 1-1884 (627 amino acids)
Biological process (GO): cell fate specification; positive regulation of DNA-templated transcription; regulation of transcription by RNA polymerase II
Cellular component (GO): nucleus
Molecular function (GO): DNA-binding transcription factor activity, RNA polymerase II-specific; RNA polymerase II cis-regulatory region sequence-specific DNA binding
Source: RefSeq, a predicted model, not a curated record
AUGGAGUACACGUCAUCCCCGAAACCGCAGCUCUCAUCCCGGGCAAACGCUUUCUCCAUAGCCGCCCUGAUGUCCAGCGGAAAGCCCAAUAAGGACAAAGAGACGGAGGAGAACACCAUCAAGCCUCUCGAACAAUUUGUGGAAAAGUCCUCGUGCAACCAGCAGUCCCUCGCGGACCUGUCCUCCCUGGACGGGCACGGGGACUUCAGCGGGAGCGCGCCCGCAGUGUGCACGGAGCCACUCAUCCCCACCAAUCCCGGCAUCCCUAGCGAGGAGAUGGCGAAGAUCUCGUGCAGCCUGGAGACCAAAGAGCUGUGGGACAAGUUUCACGAGCUCGGCACCGAGAUGAUCAUCACCAAGUCUGGAAGGAGGAUGUUCCCCACCAUCCGGGUCUCUUUCUCCGGGGUGGACCAGGACUCCAAGUACAUCGUGUUGAUGGACAUCGUCCCGGUGGAUAAUAAGCGGUACCGGUACGCCUACCACCGCUCCUCCUGGCUGGUGGCCGGAAAGGCCGACCCUCCUCUGCCCGCCAGGUUGUACGUGCACCCGGACUCACCGUUCACCGGAGAGCAGCUGAUGAAGCAGAUGGUUUCCUUCGAGAAAGUCAAACUGACGAACAACGAGCUGGACCAACACGGACAUAUCAUCCUCAACUCCAUGCACAAGUACCAGCCGCGGGUCCACAUCAUCAAGAAGAAGGACCACACCGCCUCGCUGCUCAACCUCAAGUCUGAGGAGUUCCGCACCUUCGUCUUCGUUGAGACCGUCUUCACCGCCGUCACGGCCUAUCAGAACCAGCUGAUCACCAAACUGAAGAUUGACAGCAACCCGUUCGCCAAAGGUUUCCGGGACUCGUCGCGGCUGACAGACAUGGAGAGGUACAGGGGAUUCUGGGUUCUGCACUGCUUGUUUAUCGGUCCUAAGAUACACAGGGAGGGAGUGUGUGUGUGUGUGUGUGUGAGUGUUAGAUAUCCUGCUGUACAGUGUUUAUUCAUCAUGUGUUAUCGUCUGUCUUCUUUCUUUAUUUCUUUCUUUCUUUCUGUCCUUUUGUUGUGUUUCAAUCGUUACAUCUUUAUAUUUUUCACCAUGUUCUCCUCAUUAUUUGCUUCCUUCCUUCAUUUUAUUUCUUCAUCUUUCCAUCUUGUCUUCUCUUUGAACCUUGUUCUUUCCUUCCUUCAUUGCCCCGACCCUCAAUACACUGCGGAUUCAAAACCCACCUCGUCCUCUGGCCUGGCCUCACUGCACAACUGCCUCUGCCAGUCACUUGAGGACCCGGAGGUUUGGGAGAAGCGCCGAAAAGAGAACGGACGGGGGUGGUGGUGUGGGGUGGUGGGGGCGGCACGUGGCGAGCGGGCGGCGCGCGACGGAGACCGGCGCGGGGUACUGCGGCGGUGCCGAGCCGGGGAGCCGACGGGGUCGUUGGGGGGGGCCGGGCUGUGCAGACCGGGGGGGCGACAGGUCGCCUGCGGGGCGGGAGGGGAAGAUGCUGAGAAUCUGAUCCCACCAACGCAAAACUCUUCGAGGGUAGGCGCGCCCGGCCCGCAGUCGGAACCAGGCUCAGCGUUCACCGCCUCAGACAACCUCUCCCUGAGCUCCUGGGUCACCACCACUUCGGGCUUCUCGGGCUUCCAGCACCCACAGUCCCUGUCGGCCAUGGGCACCGGUGCCGCCUCCCUGCCCCACCCCAUCCAGGGCUCCCUGCCCCCCUACAGCCGGCUGGGCAUGCCGCUGACGCCCACCGCUCUGGCUGGAACCAUGCAGGGCAGCGGGCCGUCCUUCCCGUCCUUCCAUAUGCCCCGCUACCACCACUACUUCCAGCAGGGGCCCUAUGCCGCCAUCCAGGGACUCCGCCACUCCUCCACGGUCAUGACGCCCUUUGUAUGA